AUAAGAAGGUGUGAUGCGGUCGUGUGUGUGUUCUCGGACCGAGGUUGUGGCGUUGUACAGUGCUAUACUGAAGAAAAUGGAUUAUUUUUCCUUGUACGAUUAGGGGUGUGGUGAGGUAAAACAACAUAAUGCAGAAGAAUGAACGGUGCUGGUCAUGAUGGCAUGUACACCUUUGAGAGUGAAGAAGAAGAGUUGACAGUUGGAUGCCAAGUCUGCGCGUCAAUAGGACACAGUUACGAAGACGAACACAAGGGAGGUCGUCAGCACGCUAAGAUACAACUACAUGCAGAAUACAGCAUCAUAAGGGGAAAGAAAAGCAAAGAAAAAUCAUCAGUUCUGGGAAAAGUAGCAAAAGCUGUGUCAGCUUUACGUAACAGUGGCGGGGGAGUGUUGCUGGUACACUUGGAGGGGAUAUCACCAGAAGAUAAGUGUCUCGAAUACUUUGAUGAAUUUGUAGUCAAUACAUUCACAAACUUGUUGGAAGGUGGGGAACUGUACACUGACUCAUAUGAACGAUAUUUCCUCAGCGAGAAACCGAAAUUCACAGGCGCGUGUGACUUUCUUGUACUUGACGUUAACGAGACAGCUGGUGUAGCAACAGUUGAUUUCAACACUAAGGCAAACAAUGAUAAUGAGAACCUGGUUGUAACAUCACUGAACCUUAUUGAAGUAUUGAAUAAAACAGAAACAAAUACGAAGAACCAAGCUUCUCUUAGGAACCUGCCAGAUAAUGUGAAAACGUUUCAUGAGAAUCGACAUAUACAGUUGAAAGCAUUUAAAGACAACACUGAAGAGAUUCAGCGGAAACGAGCUGAUGUGGGAAAACUGACUGAUCAUAUCUGGCACACUCUUAAGCUGAAAGACAAUAUAACUUCUAUGUCAAAGCUGGUUCAAGGCGGGUCAUACUACUUGGGUGUUAACGAAAAGAAAGUUGUCACAGGGGGGGGGUAUCAAACAAAGGUUGCAGACAUUGUUGGUUUCAAGCUACACGUGAGUCAGGCAUCCUUUAUAGAGAGUAUCUACAGGAAGGUUGAGACUGAUCUGACUAUAUUGACAAAGCAGGGCAAGUUUACAGACGCUCCUAGAAACCUGAUAAACAUAGACUUUUACCCUAUCCAACAAUCUGAGCGAUUGGUUUUGGAAGUAGCGAUUCGGUAUUGCGAUGGGGUUGUUUUUUAUGAUAGACAAGGGCCGAGAUCCUACAUUCUCGAUGAAAAAAGUAAAACUGUAAGAAGAAUGAGCAAUGAUGAAUGGCUUCAGAAAUUGUCAAGUACUCGUGCAUUGAAUGCAACAUUUCCUAAGCUUCAGGUGUGUCCAUGAUGUGAAAUCGUUCAAAAACAAAGAAAGAGCAAUUUUCCCUUCAGUGAUUUUCCUACUUGAACAAGACCAGUGAAACUUCUUCAUCUGUUUCAUAUAAUAGAUGCACGCAUACAGAUUUAGAGUGACAUAAACCCCUCUACAAAACUAUAUGAUCAACUUUCCAAUAGUUAACUUUUCCCAUCAGCUGUACUCGAGUAGCACCAUCAGCUGUACACAAGUAGCACCAUCAGCUGUACUCAAGUAGCACGAUCAGCUGUACUCAAGUAGCACCAGCAGCUGUACUCAAGUAGCACCAUCAGAUGUACUCAAGUAGCACGAUCAGCUGGACUCAAGUAGCACCACCAGCUGUACUCGAGUAGCACCAUCAGCUGUACACAAGUAGCACCAUCAGCUGUACUCAAGUAGCACUAUCAGCUGGACUCAAGUAGCACCACCAGCUGUACACAAGUAGCACCAUUAGCUGUACACAAGUAGCACAACCAUCUGUACUCAAGCAGCACUAUCAGCUGUACCACAUCAGCUGUACUCAAGUAGCACCAUCAGCUGUACUCAAGCAGCACCAUGUCCGACAGCAGCAGUGACACCUCAGUCGGGUCCAGCCCAUACCAGUCUGACCAGGAAGUCAUGCCAUACGGCAUGGUUGGAGAAGACACAAAUAUAGAAAAAAAACUCGGCAACCAGGGGGUUAAGCUGCAACUGUAUGUGGCAAGUGAUAUCAGUGAUGUGCCACAUGACGCAGGAGACACAUGUGCAAGACACAGUAAUGACAGUAACACGGUAGGACUUGAAGAGCAGGAUAACAAUGCAAGCCUUGACGGAGCAGGAUGUUCCACAGAGACACUUCAAGCUAGCCUCGUCAGACUUGAGGAAGAAAAUAUUCAACUGAAAAAGAGAAUAGAGGAGCUGGAGCACUUCGACCGACUGUCUCUUGCUUCUGGGGACAGCGGCUUCCAUAGUGAAACAAGCAGUCUGGCAUCCUGGGGCAGGGGUCCAACAACUCACAGACGUCAACAGGAUAAAGUAGGCCAUGUUGGCAAGAUAGAAGACAAUCUAAAGAGGUUGUUCAAUCCUAGACUGCCAAACCAGAAAGUGACACAGAACCAACAACAUGCUGAUACUGACCUCUAUCUUGCCUGCAAGAAGGGGGACAUGGACUUGCUUAGACGCAUCUUAUCUAAGUGUCUGGUAGACGUUGACAGUAGAUUGAAGUACGGGAGAACACCCGUGAUGAUAGCAGCAGAGAUGGGACACAGGCAAGUGUUUGACUUACUUGUGGGAGAAGGAGCUGAUGUAUCAUUAGUGGAUGCUGACAGAAACAACAUCCUUCAUGUGGCUUCUCUUGGAGGACAUGUGGACAUAGUGAGGUAUUUCCUCUCACAAAAGGUUGCAGACAUCAACAGUAUGGGGAAGUACGGGAGGACACCCGUGAUGGUGGCAGCAGAGAAGGGACACAGACAAGUGUUUAACUUACUUGUGACACAAGGAGCUGAUGUAUCAGUAGUGGAUGAUGACAGAAACAACAUCCUUCAUGUGGCUUCUCUUGGAGGACAUGUGGACAUAGUGAGGUAUUUCCUCUCACGAAAGGUUGCAGACAUCAACAGCAUGGGGAAGUACGGGAGGACACCCGUGAUGAAUGCAGCAGAGAUGGGACACAGACAAGUCUUUGACUUACUUGUGACACAAGGAGCUGAUGUAUCAGUAGUGGAUGAUGACAGAAACAACAUCCUUCAUGUGGCCUGUCUUGGAGGACAUGUGGACAUAGUGAAGUAUGUCCUCUCACAGAAGGUUGCAGACAUCAACAGUAGGGGGAAGUACGGGAGGACACCCGUGAUGGUGGCAGCAGAGAAGGGACACAGCCAAGUGUUUGACUUACUUGUGACACAAGGAGCUGAUGUAUCAUUAGUGGAUGAUAAAGGAAACAACAUCCUGUUUGUGGCCUGUCUUGGAGGACAUGUGGACAUAGUGAAGUAUGUCCUCUCACAGAAGGUUGCAGACAUCAACAGUAGGGGGAAGUACGGGAGGACACCCGUGAUGGUGGCAGCAGAGAAGGGACACAGCCAAGUGUUUGACUUACUUGUGACACAAGGAGCUGAUGUAUCAGCAAUGGAUGAUGACGGAAACAACAUCCUUCAUGUGGCCUGUCUUGGAGGACACGUGGACGUGGUGAAGUAUGUCCUCUCACAGAAGGUUGCAGACAUCAACAGUAGGGGGCAGUACGGGAGGACACCCCUGAUGGUGGCAGCAGAGAAGGGACACAGACAAAUGUUUGACUUACUUGUGAGAGAAGGAGCUGAUGUAUUAUUAGUUGAUGAUAACAGAAACAACAUUCUUCAUGUGGCCUCUCUUGGAGGAGAUGCAGACAUGGUGAAGCAUGUCCAAGCAUUGAAUGUGGUGAACAUCGACGACAGAAAUGACCAUGAUGAUACAGUGUUUGACCACAUGGUUGCAACACAGGGUAGCAGUUAUGUCUGACACGGAAGAACAAAUUGUGACAUAGUACUAGUUUGUGUGUGUCUGAUUUCCUGUCAAAGAAAAAAAUAUCUUGCAUCGUUCUAUCAUGAUGUCAUUUCUGCACAUUCGAACAUACGCUCGCAUCAUAAAUUGGGCAACGUUAUUUUUUUAAGGAAGUGUCUCGUGCGUUGUUCCCCUUAGAUGCUCUUGGACAACGCAGAUAAACGCCAUGACCGAACGAUUGCAUCCAAAUAUGGGCGAGAUAUAUAAAGGGACUUAUCGGGCCAGUCCUAUGUCCGUCUGCCUCCUCGUCGGAGAUAAUCGGUGACGACCUGGGUACGAUAUAACCUGGUAUUGUCAUCUUGCAGUUCAGACUUUUUGCAGAUAAUUCCAGCUUAUGGAACAACAUCGUUGGCCAGGGAAAUGUCCAUUGACAAUAAUCAAAUCUUUUCCCAUGCCAUGUGUGAAACCGCCCCACACACAUGCAUCAACCAAGUCACAGGUCCAGAGUGUAGUGAGUGAAUGCAGUGUUCACUUGUGCUGUAUCUACAUAUACUUCGAUAUGACCAAUGACAACACACUGACUGAGGUCAAUUCAACAUUCCCAUUGUAACUAUCUGUUGUUCUCUUUAACAUUCAUAGUGUGUCGUGGUAGACCGGAACUAUAUUUUGUUGUUGGACAAUGCCCUUACACAUGUCUGUUAUCACUAUAUGAUUGUGAUGUGAAAUAAGAUGUGAUAUGUUUUAUACCUGAACCUUCAAGAUUGCAUUGUGUGUAUAUGUAAUUGUAUUUGAUUUGCUGUCUUAUAGCACAACGAUGGCUGUUGUACCAAUAUUUGUAUGUCUAGACAGGUAGUAGUGGUAUUAGUAUUAAUAGUAGCAGACAUUAGUUUAGUUGUGUUGUAGUGGAAGCCGUGGUUGCGGGACAGUGUUACAGUUUACUGGUGGAGUAAAGUAGUAUUAGUAGGAGUAGUUAGUAGAUAUUUAUGUAAAUAUCUUUUCUCUUUGUAAUAAAUGAUGUUUUAACAUUUUCUUUUGGGGUUCUGUCAUUUCUACUUCCCCUCGUGCAUAUCGUGUGUAUCCUGAAUGGCAGCUAAUCAGGAAAUCA
Messenger RNA from Haliotis rufescens (red abalone), 4879 nucleotides. RefSeq names its product ankyrin repeat domain-containing protein 50-like. Bases 1882 to 3792 code for a protein of 636 amino acids. The transcript has 10 exons. NCBI's taxonomy places the organism in Eukaryota, Metazoa, Mollusca, Gastropoda, Lepetellida, Haliotidae. The record is from RefSeq and is a predicted model, not a curated record. Gene Ontology annotation, molecular function: protein binding. Gene Ontology annotation, cellular component: cytoplasm.